UCCACCUCGCCCUUCCGCCGCAGCACGGUGUCGCCUGAACUCGCCCCCAAGGAGAACCUCCCAAUGACCUCACCCUCUCUCUGCUCUUCGCCAUUCUCUUUCUCCUCCUCUUCCCCUCUCCUCUCUCUCCCAUGCUCUCUUUUCUCCCCUUCUCUUCUCUCCCUCCGCCGAGCCGUCGCACCCCACUCCGCCCUGAACAUUGGCUCCAAGCUUAGCUAUAUGUCGCCCAAAAAAGACCGCGCUUUGGCCGCAGACUACUCCUCCCGCAGCGUCUCGAAGGUGGCUCCGCUCAGGUGCAAAGACUCUUUCGGGCGUCGCGACAUUAGCUCGGAGGAAGGAUCCCGUGAAGAAAGUCCGACCGGAUUGCAGGAAAAGGAGACACCUUUGGGGAAAUCGACCUAUGGUGAUCGCACAAUGCUGUCAUCCUUUGGCCCUCCUCUUGAUUCCUUCGGGAAUUAUGAUGCAGGGGUGUCAGAAACCAAGUUCCAGAUGACUCUCGCCGAGCUCCUCGAGAAGACCGGAGUCACCCCCACGUCGAUUUACGGGGACCUGGACGCCUUGAUCACUGGAGUUCAGGACGACUCUAGGGAGGUCUGCCAGGGGGAUCUCUUCUUCUCCCGUGUCGGGUCGAAGACGGAUGGCCACUUGUAUCUUACCGAGGCUUGUAACCGAGGAGCUGUAGCAGUGGUGAUUGACAGAGAGACUGAUAAAGAUCAAAUCUUGGGCUACGGCUGCAAGGCUGCUGUCGUAGUGAACUCCACCAAUUCCGUGCUUCCUGUUCUUGCUGCAACAUUCUUUGGGCAUCCGUCGAGGAGUCUCUUCGUAGUCGGUGUCACGGGAACGAACGGUAAGACGACGACAACCAAUUUAGUCAGGUCUAUAUUCGAGGAAAUGGGGUACAGAACCGGGCUGUUCAGCACCGUCUGCUUCAUAGUUAACGGAGAUGAGAAGUUGGAAGCUUACAGAACAACACCUGAGUCCGUGGUAGCCCAGAGAUUGAUGGCGAAGAUGGUUCGUUCAGGCACCAAGGCACUCGUGAUGGAGGCUGCUUCUCAGGGGCUGGAGGAAGGGAGGUGCGAUGGGCUAGACUUCAACGUAGCAGUCUUCGCGAACCUCACCAGGGACCAUCUCGACUUCCAUGAGACCAUGGAGGCGUACAAGAAGAGCAAAGGCAAGCUCUUUGCGAAGAUGGUCGACCCCAACAGGCACAGGAAGGUUGUGAACAUCGAUGACCCAAAUGCUCCAUACUUCAUCGAUCAAGGGAAUGCAGACGUUCCACUCGUUACAUUUGGAAUGCAGAACAAGAACUCCGACGUCUACCCUCUAAAGUCCGAGCUUUCAUUGUUCAAGACAAAGGUUUGGGUGAGCACGCCAAAGGGGGCACUGGAGAUCAACUCAGGGAUGCUUGGCAGGUAUAACAUCUACAACAUCCUCGCAGCCGUUGCUGUUGGGAUUGCCGUCGGCCUGAAGCUGGAGGACAUCGUGAGUGGAAUCGAGGCGGUGAAAGGGGUUGCCGGCAGGUUUGAGUUAAUUGACGAGGGGCAGCCUUUCGCCGUGAUUGUAGACUAUGCACACACACCCGAUGCUCUGUGUAGACUUCUGGAUGCUGUCCGAGAACUCGAACCACGAAGAGUUAUCACUGUCUUUGGAUGUGGCGGAGAAAGAGAUCGGGGGAAGAGGCCGCUGAUGACAAAAAUUGCAGCUGAUAAAAGUGAUGUGGUUAUUCUGACAUCAGACAAUCCAAGGAAUGAAGAUCCAUCGACAAUCUUGGAUGACAUGCUAGCUGGUGUUGGAUACACAAUGCAAGAGUCCUCACCACACGGCGGAAACAAAAUCUAUCCAAAGCUUCCAAAUGGUUGUACACUCUUAGUAAAUGAGGACAGAAGAGUAGCUCUGCAAGCUGCCAUUGCCAUGGGAAAGGAAGGAGAUAUCAUUGUUGUUGCUGGCAAAGGCCAUGAGACAUAUCAAAUUGAAGGUGAUACAAAGAAGCUAUUCGAUGACAGAGUUGAAUGCCGAGAAUUAUUCGAGCUGAAGCAAGCAGGGAGAGAGACCGAUGAACUUUCAUGGGGUAAGCAUAAGAUAAAGUUGGCUCGGAUGACCCAGAAAGAUUUCGAGGCCUCCUCGUGCAUCACUGCAGCCUCCUCGCGCAUCGCUGCCACCUCCUCUACAGUGCAUUGCUGCAGCUUCCUGGUGCAUCACCUCCCGGAUUCUGUCACACGCUGCCUCUCGGAGCACCGCAGCUGGUCCGAACUCGCCGACCGCUCGGCCACCUCCUGCCCUUGCAAGAACCUCGCCUACUUUCGCGUCCGCUAUGCUGCCGUGGUGGCCUCUGUCCUCGCAACUGCUCCUCGGCUAGUGACCUCUCAUCCUUAUUCCCACAUCUCACUCGAGCGAGAAGUGCCGCUGCCGCCAUCCUUGCCGCACAGCCAUCGCUGCCUUCCUGCAGCAGCAGGAACGAUUGCAGUUCUUGUAGCAGCAGCCGUUUCCAUCUACCGCUGCAUCUUGCUUCCUCUGCCGCAGCAGCUUUCACUGCAUCUGCUGCUGCUGCUUCCUGCAUUGAGGCUGACGGAGCUUUAG
Musa acuminata subsp. malaccensis (wild Malaysian banana) is the source of this 2577-nucleotide messenger RNA. NCBI's taxonomy places the organism in Eukaryota, Viridiplantae, Streptophyta, Magnoliopsida, Zingiberales, Musaceae. The record is from RefSeq and is a predicted model, not a curated record.